Messenger RNA from Tarenaya hassleriana, 2591 nucleotides. Its product is annotated as ABC transporter G family member 18-like. The transcript has a single exon. Gene Ontology annotation, molecular function: ATP binding; ATP hydrolysis activity; ABC-type transporter activity. NCBI's taxonomy places the organism in Eukaryota, Viridiplantae, Streptophyta, Magnoliopsida, Brassicales, Cleomaceae. Bases 178 to 2361 code for a protein of 727 amino acids. Gene Ontology annotation, cellular component: membrane. The record is from RefSeq and is a predicted model, not a curated record.
UCAUUAUAUAUGGAGGUGCAAUAACACUACACUGAUUACUGAUAUGAACAUCAAACGCCGUCAAUUCAAUGCACACUUUCCCCUUCUUGCAUCUUCUUCUUCCUCCUCCCUCACGCCGUUAACUUCGCCGUCAGUCUACGUUUGUUUGCUGUCUCGAACUCCAACUUCUGCUCUCCAAUGCCUCGUAUUGCUGCCGACGACGAGUUUCACUCCGCCGAGCUCGAAAUUCCCUCCGCCGGAGGCGAUGGCCGCGAUUUACCAACUCUUCGGCAGCUUCUGAAAGAUUCCGGCAGCGUAAUGAAGGAAGACGACGGCGAUGGCGAAGCUCCGGUUCACCACGUGGUGGAUCUCGAUGCUCCUGAGACACCUCCUGUUCCCUUCGUCCUCGCCUUCGACAAUCUCACCUACAGCGUCAGGCUACACCAGAAAUUCGAUCUUCCGUCGUUGUUCUCGCGGCGGAGCUCUGCUCCGGUGAAGGCUCUGCUCCGUGAUAUCUCGGGCGAGGCUUGCGAUGGAGAGAUCCUCGCCGUUUUCGGCGGAAGCGGCGCCGGGAAAUCGACGUUGAUCGAUGCAUUAGCGGGGCGAAUCGCGGAGGGGAGCUUGGGAGGAACUGUAACCCUAAACGGAGAACCUCUUCAAUCUCGGAUGCUGAAAACGAUAUCGGCGUAUGUAAUGCAGAACGAUCUCCUCUUCCCUAUGCUCACCGUCGAAGAAACCCUAAUGUUCGCCGCCGAAUUUCGCCUCCCGCGAAGUUUGCCCAAAUCGAAGAAGAAAGACAGAGUUCAAGCCCUAAUCGACCAGUUAGGACUCAAGGACGCGGCGGGCACAGUCAUCGGAGACGAGGGUCAUCGCGGAGUCUCCGGAGGGGAACGACGGCGAGUUUCAAUCGGAAUCGACAUAAUCCACGACCCGAUUAUUUUGUUGCUCGACGAACCCACCUCGGGUUUGGAUUCAACCAGUGCGUUCAUGGUGGUGCAGGUGCUGAAGAGGAUCGCUCAGAGUGGGAGCAUCGUGAUGAUGUCGAUCCAUCAGCCAAGUUAUCGGAUUGUAGAGUUGUUGGACCGUCUCAUCAUCUUAUCCCGUGGACAGACAGUGUUCAGUGGAUCUCCGGCCAGUCUCCCUCGGUUCUUGUCGGAAUUUGGGCAUCCAAUACCGGAGAAGGAGAACAUUGCAGAGUUUGCGUUGGAUCUAAUCAGGGAACUUGAAGGGUCACCUGAAGGAAACAAGGGUUUAGUCGAAUUCCACCGAAAAUGGCAGGAGGAGAAGCUAAGCCUUUGCCAAUCGGCCAGAGCCACUCCACGAAUCACCCCACACCAAGGCUUGUCCUUGAAAGAAGCUAUCAACGUCAGUGUCUCCAGAGGCAAACUGGUCUCUGGCUCAGGUGGAGCAAACCCUAAUUCCAUGGCGAAAAUAUCCUCGUACGCAAACCCGUCAUGGCUCGAAACCCUAAUCUUAGCCAAACGAUACGCGAUAAACUGGUCCCGGAUGCCAGAGCUUAUCGGCGUGAGACUCGCCACCGUCUUUAUAACCGGCUUUCUUCUAGCCACUGUGUAUUGGAGAGUGGACGAUACUCCAAGGGGAGUGCAAGAAAGGUUAGGGUUCUUCGCAUUCGCCAUGGCCACCAUGUUCUACUGCUGCGCCGAUAACCUCCCCGUCUUCAUCCAAGAACGAUACAUUUUCUUGAAAGAAACAGCUCACAACGCAUACAGAAUAUCCUCCUACGUUAUAUCUCACUCCCUUGUCUCUCUGCCUCAGCUUUUUGCCCUUUCCGUCGCAUUUGCCGCCACCACGUUCUUCUCCGUCGGAUUAAGCGGCGGUUUCGAUGGUUUCCUUUACUACUGCCUCAUAAUCUACGCGUCCUUCUGGUCGGGAUCCUCCUUCGUCACUUUCGUAUCAGGCGUCGUCCCCAAUGUCAUGAUAAGCUACAUGGUCACCAUCGCCUUCCUCUCCUACUGUCUACUCUUCGCCGGAUUCUACAUCAACCGGGAUCGGAUCCCGCCUUACUGGAUAUGGUAUCAUUACAUAUCUCUUCUCAAGUAUCCGUACGAGGCUGUUCUUCAGAACGAGUUCAGUGGCCCCUCUCGCUGUUAUAUCAGAGGAAUUCAGGUUUUCGACAAUACAAUUCUUGCCGAAGUGCCUGAAUCGAUGAAGGUUAAGCUUCUAGGAACACUGAGCAGUGCUCUGGGGAUGGAGAUAACAGAAUCAACGUGUCUGAGAACGGGCUCCGAGUUGCUUAGACAACAAGGCAUCACUCAGCUGGACAAAUGGGAUUGCUUGUGGGCCACGGUAGCUUGGGGUUUCUUCUUCAGGACAUUGUUCUACUUCUCCUUGUUGCUUGGGAGCAAGAAUAAGAGACGGUGAAAAGUUUGUAUUGUUCGGACAUUUCUGUAUGUUGUUGUCGAACAUGUAUUACAUGUACACAUGCAUGCAUGUCGAAUAUGUGUUGAUACAUGCAUGCAUGCAUGAGUUCCUGCAAUGGCAUGUGCUAGCAACUAGCAAGCAAGUGAAGCUUCGUAUUGUUAUUCCUGAACUUGUAAAUUGUAAUAACUCUCUAUAAUAUAUAUAUGAUAAAGCCUAUAUUUAAUUUUAUU